Messenger RNA from Miscanthus lutarioriparius, 570 nucleotides. NCBI's taxonomy places the organism in Eukaryota, Viridiplantae, Streptophyta, Magnoliopsida, Poales, Poaceae. The record is from the annotation of a GenBank genome assembly.
AUGUUGUACUUCUACCAUUCGCAGACAUCCUCAUCAUAUUCAUCUUUUUCCUCGUCCUUGUCCCCGAUACAACCACUCAGUUAUUUGUCGGUCUUGGCAACCACGGUGGGUUUUGAUAUGAUAGAUGCAUUUGCGCAAUCCCAGGGUAUACCCCUGACUACACAUUACUUCAAAGCACUCUUUGGUGAAGGGAUGGUUGAUGGAGUCCCUGUUCUUCUUGCCAAGCCCCAGACUUAUAUGAAUCUCAGUGGAGAAUCUGUUGGUCCACUUGCUGCCUAUUAUAAACUGCCACUUAAUCGUGUCCUAGUGUUCUCCGUUUACAGCCAAAAGGAGGUUUUGGACGGCAUAAUGGGAAUUGGACGGCCACCUGGCCAGAUGGAUCCUAAAGCCUUUGUUCUUCAGAAGUUCAAUAGGACUGGUCGUGAACGGAUUGAUUCAGCCAUAAGAGAGGGUGUCGAUAUUCUGAAGAUGGUGGCCACCAAGGGUUUGACAGAGGCGGCAAGAUUGUCAAAUGCAGAUCAGAAGUAUAAGCAUCUGAGAUCACAUGAUAUUCAGACUAACGAUGACUAG